UAAAGACGAUAAAAAUAGCAGCAAGACUGGUGCACUGCUCCUUCAACAUGCUCACGUACAGGUGAAGGGUUUUAUCAGACAAGAAAUUUAUUGGACAUUUGAGCCAAAUGCAAGAUGUCAGAUGGUCAAUGCAUCAACGCAUAUGUAGCUGUUUCUCUGACGUCUAUAGCACUGCUGAUAUCUGUGUGUUUAAAUGUUACACUCUAUUUAUUAAGAAGAAAGGAAAGACGCAAUGCAGCAAACAGAGACAUAUUUGAAUAUGGAGAGGAGCCAUACCAUCGAAAUUCAAUGCAGUCAGACGGGUUUGAGGAUGAGAUGGAAAGACAAGAAAAUCCAAUUUAUGGGAAUAUAUGUUUAGAUGGAGAAGGAACUUUCGGAAUUUCUGAAAAUGUGUGCUAUGAACAAAUGUCACAUGCAAGCACAGCAAAGCGGGUUUUAAAGGUCCAGCAGGGAGAUGUGUCUUAUGCCUCUUUGGAUUUGACUGCCAAUAAAAAGCGUAGGAAGAAGAGAAAAUACCAAAAACAUGGUCAGACUCACCAGGCCCAAACAUGUUCGCAACCUUCUGCCCAACAGAACUUCCAGGACCAGGACACCGAGGCUGAAGUCACCCUCCCAUCCCGGACGAGCAGUCUCAUGGUAUCCCGCCAUAGUAUCUACCUCAACAGCCAUCAAGUAGCCCUGGAGGCAGAAGAGAGGGAGAGACAGAGGGAAAAAGAAAACGAAAGAGAACAGGACAGAGAUGACAAUGGCGAGAAAGUGAGCAGAAAUUUGCAUGAAGGCUUUGAUCACUUACUCGGUAGAUCAAGACAAAGUCUAGAACAGAAUAGUUUACAGUUUUGAGUGAACAAAAAAAUUAUCUAAAAAAGAAUCACAGCAUACUGUGGGACAGAACUGGAAACAACUCAGUAUUUACAAGCGAAAGAACUUACCGUUGCCGUAUAGCACGGGUCACAGGCCUGCGUGUGUUGACAAGUGAAAAACUUCUCAUGUCUUUGCAAAAGUAUGAAGUGGAAAUCAACAUCUCUUCUGAGGUUGUGUCAAAUAGGAAGUUUCCUUCAAUUUGCUUUCUUUUUUCUUGCAUUUGAAGACUAUACAUUUACAAAGAAAAAUAUGUUAACAGAUAUUUAUCUUCUUGUUUCUUUAAGACAAAAAUAAAUUGUUUGUGCAAAAGAAUAUUUAUGAAUAUCCAGGUCAUUUGGUGUAACGAUGUACUAUGAAAAUAAGAUGUUUUAUAACUUAUAAUAUGUUAUUUUAUAGAUUUUUAAUUUGAUUACAUGUUAAUUGUCUGAACUACCUGUCGAGCAUGUGGCGAAUCACAGCAGUGCUGAUAUAGGGCCAUACAGACACUCUUGCUUA
Molecule: messenger RNA, 1356 nt
Organism: Xyrauchen texanus (razorback sucker)
Lineage: Eukaryota; Metazoa; Chordata; Actinopteri; Cypriniformes; Catostomidae
Exons: 6
Coding region: 115-840 (241 amino acids)
Biological process (GO): negative regulation of receptor recycling; positive regulation of T cell receptor signaling pathway
Cellular component (GO): T cell receptor complex
Source: RefSeq, a predicted model, not a curated record